Molecule: messenger RNA, 3899 nt
Organism: Neodiprion virginianus
Lineage: Eukaryota; Metazoa; Arthropoda; Insecta; Hymenoptera; Diprionidae
Gene: ATPCL
Product: ATP-citrate synthase
Exons: 11
Coding region: 301-3561 (1086 amino acids)
Biological process (GO): acetyl-CoA biosynthetic process; fatty acid biosynthetic process; citrate metabolic process
Cellular component (GO): cytosol
Molecular function (GO): ATP citrate synthase activity
Source: RefSeq, a predicted model, not a curated record
GUCUGCCGCGAGCAGUCGGCCGAGUAAACGAUCUGUUCUGUCGUCACUUCUAAUUUUUUCAAUUCAUAAUUACAAUCAAUUUCAAGUCAACACCGUGACACCUGUUAGAAUAAGAAAUCCAUUUUGGCAGAGCACAAAUAUCACGAACCUUUACGCACCAGGUGAAAGACGUUCAAGUGUUCUACGUUUUGCAAAAUCUUCAUCCUGCAAACGGUAAAACUGUUUUCAGUGGAUAAACGUUUCAUUCGUAUUAUUCCCGCCUUCGCUUUCAACUGUAUUUAACCGCCAUUAUUAGAAAAAAUGUCAGCCAAGGCAAUACGCGAGGCGACGGGCAAAGAUCUGAUUAAUCGUAAUCUAGUGAAGGGAACUGCUGCUGUUAAAUGCCAGUUUGUUUCUAUCAAUGACAAUACGAACUGGGUUGAUAUUGCUGUUGAAAAUCCAUGGCUCAAAACUGAGAAACUAGUUGUCAAACCUGAUCAGCUGAUCAAGCGACGUGGUAAAUUGGGACUAAUCAAAGUAAACGCUGAUCUACCUACCGUUCAGAAAUGGGUAGAAGAAAGGAUGAACAAAGAUCAACAGGUCGAAAAAGCUACUGGAAAGCUAAAGACGUUUAUAAUCGAGCCUUUCAUACCUCACAAACCUGAGGAGGAAGCUUACGUCUGCAUAUACUCUCAUCGUAAGGCAGACACAAUUCUAUUCCAUCACCAAGGUGGAGUAGACAUUGGAGAUGUAGAUGCCAAAGCUCUCAAGUUGGAAGUACCAGUAGGUUCAUCUCCUCCUGACCAGGCUAAGCUGACUGAAAAAUUAUUAAUCAAUGUAUCGCCAGCUAAAAAACCUGUGAUCGCCAAAUUCAUCGAAGCUCUGUACAAAUUAUACGUUGAAUUGUACUUCACUUACUUGGAGAUAAAUCCGUUGGUUGUGACAAAUGACGCAAUCUACAUACUGGAUCUUGCAGCAAAGUUGGAUACUACAGCUGAUUUUAUCUGCCGACCCGUGUGGGGUGAAAUUGAUUAUCCACCUCCUUUUGGUCGGGAUGCUUAUCCCGAAGAAGCUUAUAUUGCUGAUCUGGAUGCUAAGUCUGGUGCCAGUCUGAAAUUGACAAUCCUGAACAGAACGGGACGCAUCUGGACGAUGGUCGCUGGUGGAGGUGCAUCCGUUAUUUAUUCGGAUACAAUUUGCGAUCUUGGCGGUGCAUCAGAGUUGGCAAACUAUGGCGAAUACUCUGGAGCCCCCAGCGAGCAGCAAACUUAUGAGUACGCGAAAACCAUUCUGAGCCUGAUGACAAAAGAAAAGCAUCCUGAUGGAAAAGUACUGAUUAUCGGCGGUGGUAUUGCUAACUUCACAAACGUUGCAGCAACAUUCAAGGGGAUCGUCAAGGCUCUGCAAGAAUUUCAGCCAAAGCUGAUUGAAUAUGAUAUUAAAAUCUUUGUGAGGAGGGCAGGGCCUAACUACCAAGAGGGUCUAAGAAUUAUACGCGAAGUUGGAAAGCGCCUGGGCAUAUGUGGCUAUGUAUUCGGUCCUGAAACACACAUGACUGCUAUCUGCGGUAUGGCUCUCGGAAAGAAGCCAAUUCCUGAUCCUGAGGCACAGGAAUUCUCGACAGCUAAUUUCCUCCUCCCCUCUGGCCAGGAUGUUGGUCCCCCAGCGCCACAAAAGACCAGCUCUGGCUUGCCUAUGCAACAACAAAAGAUAAAAGAAACCGACGUUGUUGAUUCGUCUAGUGGGCAGGAGUUAUUCAGCAAUAAAACCAGGGCUAUUAUUUGGGGAAUGCAAAACAGGGCUGUUCAAAGUAUGCUGGACUUUGACUUUGUAUGCAGGAGAACAGAACCCUCUGUAGCAGCUAUUGUAUAUCCGUUUGUGGGUGACCACAAGCAGAAAUUUUACUGGGGCCACAAAGAGGUAUUGAUUCCUGUUUACAAACAUAUGAAAGAUGCGAUGAACAAGCAUCAAGAUGCUGAUGUCAUGGUGACUUUUGCCUCCUUGCGCUCAGCUUACGACAGCACAGUUGAAACUCUUCUAUUCCCACAAAUCAGAACUAUUGCCAUUAUCGCUGAAGGUAUCCCUGAAAAUAUGACAAGGAAGUUAAUUCUACUCGCUCAGGAAAAAGGAGUCACUAUCAUCGGACCCGCAACUGUUGGUGGUGUAAAGCCUGGAUGUUUCAAAAUUGGUAACACUGGAGGUAUGAUGGAUAAUAUUCUACACAGCAAACUCUACAGACCAGGAAGCGUUGCCUAUGUAUCGAGAUCAGGUGGUAUGUCAAACGAAUUGAAUAAUAUAGUUUCCAAAGCAUCUAAUGGUGUAUUAGAAGGAGUAGCUAUCGGUGGAGAUCGUUAUCCUGGCACUAAUUUCAUGGACCAUAUAAUGCGUUAUCAAGCCAAUCCCAAUGUCAAGCUGAUAAUCCUAUUGGGCGAAGUGGGUGGAGUUGAAGAGUACGAAGUUUGCGAUGCUCUCAAGUCUAAGAAGAUAACGAAACCUUUGGUAGCUUGGUGUAUCGGUACCUGUGCCAGUAUGUUCAAAUCUGAAGUUCAAUUUGGGCAUGCUGGCUCUAUUGCGCACAGUAAUCUUGAAACAGCUGUGGCGAAGAACGCUGCAUUGAAAGCUGCUGGAGCUUACGUUCCCGAUAGCUUCGACAAUCUCGGCGAUCUAAUCCAGAAUGUCUAUCAGGGAUUAGUGAAAGCUGGAAUCAUUCGUCCUGAACCUGAAGUUCCUCCACCCACCGUACCUAUGGACUAUAGUUGGGCAAGGGAACUUGGUUUGAUACGAAAACCUGCAUCCUUCAUGACAUCGAUCUGCGAUGAGCGUGGCCAUGAGCUGCUCUAUGCUGGUAUGCCAGUGACGGAGGUGCUGAAACAAAAUGUAGGAAUUGGCGGAGUUGUGUCUUUACUGUGGUUCCAGCGAUGUUUACCCGCAACUUAUUGCAAAUUCCUGGAAAUGUCGCUGAUGCUUACCGCUGAUCACGGCCCAGCCGUAUCAGGUGCCCACAAUACUAUCGUCUGUGCCCGAGCUGGAAAAGAUUUAGUCAGCUCACUAGUAUCUGGAUUACUUACUAUUGGAGAUCGAUUUGGUGGAGCUUUAGAUGGUGCAGCCCAUAUGUUUUCAGAAGCCUACGACGCAGGCCUUCAUCCUCAGGAAUUCGUAAAUGACACGCGCAAGAAAGGGAAGCUUAUCAUGGGAAUUGGGCAUCGGAUUAAAUCCAUCAAUAAUCCGGAUAUGCGCGUGAAGCUCAUUAAAGAAUUUGUGUUGGAAAAUUUCCCUGCCAAACCACUAGUGGAAUAUGCUCUGGAAGUUGAAAAAAUUACGACAAGUAAGAAGCCUAAUCUUAUUCUCAAUGUCGACGGCAUGAUUGCAUGCGCAUUCGUCGAUAUGCUGAGAAAUAGCGGCAGCUUCACGAGGGAAGAGGCUCAGGAAUAUAUUGAAAUUGGAGCUAUCAACAGCCUCUUCGUACUUGGAAGGAGUAUCGGUUUCAUUGGUCACUUUAUGGAUCAGAAGAGAUUAAAACAAGGACUAUAUCGUCAUCCCUGGGACGAUAUUUCUUACGUACUCCCUGAACAGUACAAUUAAAGAUCGUCACAUCAUAAUCCACAAUAUUUGUCAUAAGCGCUUAAUAAUAAUUUCCGAUUCGUACUUUUACUGAUUCCUGCCUAAAUCGGACAAAAAAGCCUGAGUCAUAUAUUAUUUUCCAUAAAAAAUUGUUUUCAUGAAUUUGAAUAUACUUGAAAAUGAGCCUAGCUCUGUGAAAAUACUAUAAUAUCGUAUUAGGUACAUUCCACGUAAAUGUCGCACCUAGGUCAGUACAGUGUCAUCACACACACACGCACACACACUUUAUUGUUCGUACGACUUGCAACUUUGCAAUAAGGUAUUAAUACUUUAUAGGAAGCGAUAAUUUGUCAUCGGUU